Messenger RNA from Nanorana parkeri, 2589 nucleotides. RefSeq names its product tripartite motif containing 9 (gene TRIM9). The transcript is spliced from 12 exons. Gene Ontology annotation, molecular function: protein binding; zinc ion binding. Lineage: Eukaryota; Metazoa; Chordata; Amphibia; Anura; Dicroglossidae. Bases 69 to 1757 code for a protein of 562 amino acids. The record is from RefSeq and is a predicted model, not a curated record.
GCCCUCCUCCUCUCCCCACAGUGUGGCUGUUCUGUGCAGCGCGGUUCGGUUGCGGUGUUCGGCUCCCUAUGGAAGAGAUGGAGGAAGAGCUGAAAUGCCCGGUGUGCGGCUCGUUCUACCGCGAACCCAUACUGCUGCCCUGCUCCCACAGCCUGUGCCUGGCGUGUGCCCGCAACAUCCUCGUGCAUGAGCUGGAGAACCACAGCAUGUACUGCGUCCAGUGCAAGAUGCCAGUCUGCUACCAGUGCCUGGAGGAGGGCAAGCAUGGCAACCAUGAGGUCAAGGCGCUGGGGGCGAUGUGGAAGCUGCACAAGAGUCAGCUGUCCCAGGCCCUGAACGGACUCUCUGACCGAGCAAAGGAAGCCAAAGAGUUCCUGGUCCAGCUAAGAAACAUGGUACAGCAAAUCCAGGAGAACAGCGUGGAAUUUGAGGCCUGUCUGGUGGCCCAGUGUGACGCCCUGAUCGAUGCCCUAAACAGGAGAAAGGUUCAGCUUCUCGCCCGAGUGAACAAGGAACAUGAACACAAACUCAAGGUGGUUCGGGAUCAGAUUUCUCACUGCACAGUGAAACUGCGUCAGACGACUGGACUGAUGGAGUAUUGUCUGGAGGUCAUUAAAGAGAACGACCCCAGUGGUUUUCUCCAGAUAUCUGAUGCCCUUAUUCGGAGGGUGCACCUGACCGAAGACCAGUGGGGAAAGGGGACCCUCACACCACGAAUGACAACUGAUUUUGAUCUGAACCUGGACAACGGACCUCUCUUACAGUCCAUCCACCAGCUGGACUUUGUGCAAAUGAAAGUGCCCUCUUUAGUACCGGCACCCCCCAUGCUCCAGCUGGAAGAAUGCUGCACCCACAAUAACAGUGCCACUUUGUCCUGGAAGCAGCCUCCCAUGUCCAUGGUCCAGGCAGAAGGAUACAUACUGGAACUGGAUGAUGGCAAUGGUGGGCAGUUCAGGGAGGUCUUUGUUGGAAAGGAGACAAUGUGUACAGUGGAUGGGCUUCACUUCAACAGCACUUACAAUGCCCGAGUCAAGGCCUUUAACAAAGCUGGUGUCAGCCAAUAUAGCAAGACCCUGGUGCUGCAGACGUCUGAAGGUCCUUUUUCCAGAAUGUCUCUUGCAGCUCGUCUGCAAGACAACGCCCUGCCCUCUCCUCUCAAUUUCCGCCAACACUCAGAACAGGAAGCUUGUGUAUCUCCAGUUGACAUUAAAAAAAUGGUGGCAGUGGCUUGGUUUGCGUUUGACCCUGGCUCCGCCCAUUCGGACAUCAUCUUUUCUAAUGACAACCUAACCGUCACGUGUAACAGCUAUGACGACAGGGUGGUCCUGGGCAAGACAGGCUUCUCCAAGGGAGUCCACUAUUGGGAGCUGACCAUUGACCGGUAUGACAAUCACCCAGACCCAGCCUUCGGCGUGGCCCGCAUAGAGGUGAUGAAGGAUGUCAUGCUGGGAAAGGAUGACAAAGCGUGGGCUAUGUACGUGGACAAUAACCGCAGCUGGUUCAUGCACAACAACUCCCAUACAAACAGGACUGAAGGAGGUAUCACAAAAGGUGCCACCGUUGGGAUCCUCUUAGACUUCACCAGGAGAACCUUGACUUUCUCCAUCAAUGAAGAGCAGCAGGGUCCGGUGGCAUUUGAGAGCAUGGAGGGAUUGCUGUUCCCAGCUGUCAGUCUUAACAGGAAUGUGCAGGUGACACUUCACACUGGUCUGCCUAUUCCUGGAUUCUACACAUCUCGAGCCUCUUUACACUCUUAAGAGCGUAUCAGAGAUGGCUUUUCCUUCUUUUCCCAUCAACCAUCACUUUGGACUCCAAUGCAGCAAAUAUUUCUGGGAAGGAACACAAGCCUCCCCUUGAUGUCCGGCUCUCUCUCAGUGCUAUGUUCCCUUAUCAGCCUCAAACCUCAGGCCAGCCGACUCCCAGACAGCUUGGGUCAUUAUCGUCAGGUUUAUUUAUUUCAUUCUUUUUGUUCUUUCUGUGGACUCUUGACUGUACAUAGACGUUGUCGCUGUUACCAUUGGCCUAUAUGCCGCUGCUACAACUCCGAGAAUCCCCCCGAAACUGUAACACAAAGUCAGUUAUUUACGGCCUGGCAGUAAAGCAGAAGUCUUCAUAAAGGACCAUGGAAGCCGUCAUAAUGUUUUUUGGGUUGGUCUACAAAGAAUGAUGUAAAACCAGCCUGGUUGAAUGCCUUGAACUUGGAAUCAGGAUCAUUUUCUAUCGAUGUGAUCUGAGCCUGCAAGCAAGACUGGUUACUUCUUGUAUAUAUCCUUUUAUUUUGCUCCCACGAAGAAUGUAUGGUGACGUUCCUAUACAACUGUAUCAAUGGUGCUUGUUACAUUAGAAAGUUUCAUUGUAUAACAGAUUCCUAUAGAUGGCUUUUUUUUCUAACUAUAUAAGAAUGGUCUUAAAGUAUUACUAUUUUGGAAACCUUUCUGUGCUUUUCUUUGUUUGGUCGAAGAAAAUUGUCGCUAGGCACCUGCCUAGGGGAAGUGCAGCCUGGGGACACCAAAGUUCCUUAACGUUUAAAUGGAUGUUGAAAUGUUGAACGCACAUUGAUUCAAAAUAAAGAUCCUAAACUCUUGAGAG